Messenger RNA from Pedinophyceae sp. YPF-701, 918 nucleotides. NCBI's taxonomy places the organism in Eukaryota, Viridiplantae, Chlorophyta, Pedinophyceae. The record is from the annotation of a GenBank genome assembly.
AUGCCGACCCGCCCCUGCCCCGCAGCGACGCCGCGCGCGCUUCCCCGGGGCGCCGCGUGUCGCCGGGGGGCGCGGCCAGCCGGGCGGCGCUGGCGUUUGCGGGCGCAGCCGGACAGCGACGCCGCGCGGGCCCUGCAGGACGUGUACAAGGGGUUCCAGGCGCUGCUGGAGCAGCAGCAGCGCGUGCAGGAGCCGGACCCCGCGCCCUGGCUGCACGUGUGCGGCGUGGACUUCCACCCGGCGUCGUCCCCGACCCCCCUCCUGACCGACGUCAGCCUCGCCGUGCCGCCCGGGCAGAUGGGCCUGAUCUUCGGGCGCAGCGGCGCGGGCAAGUCGACGCUGUUGCAGAUCAUCGCGGGCCUCGCGGAGCCCACGGGGGGGGACAUUCACAUCCACCCCUACUACAACACCCCCCCCCCGACGCCCGGCCUGACGGGCGCCGAGCGCGGCGCGGGCGUGGGGCUCGUCUUCCAGUUCCCCGAGCGGCACUUCCUCGGCCGCACGCUCCUCCAGGAGCUCGUCUACGGCGCCCCGCUGCGCUCCAUGUCGCCGUUUGAGCGCCAGGCGCUGGUCGACCGCGUGCAGCAGGUGUGCGAGGCGACGGGCCUCGGGCACGUGGGGUUCGAGACCGCGACGCACUCGCUGUCCGACGGGUACAAGCGGCGGCUCGCGCUCGCGGCGCAGCUGGUGCGCGGGCCGGGGGUGCUGCUGCUCGACGAGCCGCUGGCGGGGCUGGACUGGCGGGUGCGGCGGGAGCUCGUGGAGCUGCUGGAGAAGCUCAAGGGGCAGUGCACGCUGCUGGUGGUGAGCCACGACCUGCGGGAGCUCGCGCCGCUGGUCGACAUGGCGUGGGAGAUGACGUCCGAGGGGCGCCUGCGGAGCGCGGACCUGGCGGAGCUGCCGCGGGGCGGGGCGUGA